AUGUCUACUGUUCGCAUUAUCAAGCAUGGUUCUGAUGUUUUCCAGUACGCGAGUGUCAAUUUGUGUACAGCUUUGAGGACAGGUGUACGCCUUUGUCUUUUUGUCUUUGUUCAACAACAUCUGCUGAUCCGCCCUUCUCCUAUGGAGCAAGCAGUGCUUUCCUUGGGAAAAGUGGCUUGGUCGUUCAUGAUGUUGCCGAGCGACCGUUAUCUCUGA
Molecule: messenger RNA, 216 nt
Organism: Loa loa (African eye worm)
Lineage: Eukaryota; Metazoa; Nematoda; Chromadorea; Rhabditida; Onchocercidae
Exons: 2
Coding region: 1-216 (71 amino acids)
Source: RefSeq, a predicted model, not a curated record